AUGGAAGCGACCGCGGAGCCACGGACUUCAGAGUCUCCUGGUCAUACCACUACGCAUCAGUCUCGUGCUUGUGAACAGUGUCAUCGACGAAAGAUUCGUUGCGACAGACGAUUUCCUUGUUCGAACUGCCAAACAGCCAACCUACCAUGUCGAACUUUGACUCGGCGGCCCGUGUUGGCUCAGGUGAGACCAAGCACCAGAAAUAACGAGGAUAUCAGAUUUAACCGGCUCGAGGAGCAGCUUUCCAAUAUUCAGCAGACUUUGUCGAUGCUGCAAAGCAGUCUCAUGGAGCUAAAAGUAUCUGAUCGUCCUUUCAACUCGGCAGAAAUUGGAGAGAAACACGACACCACGGGUAAGCAGCAUACUACAGUAGUCAUGAAAGACGGCUUAAGCCUGCCUUCUUCAGAGAUGAUCGCCUAUGAAGGUGCAUCAUCUCUUAGUGUUCAGUCACACCUUGCAAGCGAGAUAUUUCGGGACCUAGUCAAAGGGAACCCUCUUGCCAGUCCGGCCCCAGAUAUCAGCAUGGAGUACUCGCAGCUCGACGAGGCUUUGAAUCGCAAUGACCCACAGUCACUUCUUUACGACAAAUCCUUUCCAGAGACAAAACCCCAAGAGAAGUCUCAAGGGAAUACCGUAAUGCCCCCCUUAACAGAUCUCGUGCCGCUCUUGAAAUGGGCCAAAGGCCCUACACAGCCCACUUUAUUGUCCUUUCUUCCCCUUGUCUCCAUCUCUGAGCUUGACAGCCUCUGCAAAAAGGCUUACUUCGAAAUGGAAGAAUGCACCACCUCCGACUUGAUUAUUAUCAAUUCGUGUUUACUAUUUUUGCUGCCAGAAUAUUGUAUUUCACAGAGCAAGGAUAACUCUAUAACAGCAAAAUGCCGGCUCAAUAGCGUUCUUUGCCAGAGAAAUCUGGAAUUGGCCUUGAGUCGUUUAAAUCUAUUCAUGAGUUUGUCAUUGGACAAUGCAAAAGCUUUGACAUUGGCUUCAAUGUAUGCCAUAGGUACACAUUCCCUUGGUAUGGCUUGGACAUUGAUUUCCACAGCAGCCAGACUCUGUCAGAGUCUGGGCUAUCAUCGCUUGGCCGCCCAAAAGAACACGGGUAGCAGUGAUGAGAAUGCGAAGACGGGGUUGUUUAGAUUCGUCUACAUUCUAGAUCAGACGCUUUCGUUGAGACUUGGCCGGCCAUCGAGUCUCCGUGAGUGCGAUCUCGCAACAGACUCUCUUCCUACCAGGUCGACUUCUGAUUUGCAGGUAUGGGACUUUAUUUGGUCCCUAUGGAUAGAGGCAGCCCAACUUCAUGCUUGGACAUUCGAACGCCUCUAUAGUUCUAAAGCCAUGGAGCUAUCACAAAACGCGCGUACAGAAGCAAUGAAAAAUCUCGCUUUCCUCACUCUUGCUGCAAAAUCUAGAAACUCCAAGCUGGAAGGCCAGUUCUGCGAAUCUGGGGCUAGUCAGCACCAAUACCUUGGUUUCGUCCAGCAUGCAAACGAUGUAGUUUUUUUGUCUCUUUUGACGCUAAUCUACCGAUCAAUUCCUAGCGAAAGCUCUGAUACCUUGUCUCCGUUCAACCAACAAUGUCUCGAAGCGGCCCAGGCAGCACUCGCAGCACAUCAUUCCUGCUAUCUCAACUACAUGAAUAAGCACAAAUAUAUAUGGACGAUAUAUUUGCAGUGGACAGUCCUUGCAUGCCCAAUCAUUCCAUUUCUUGUUAUAUUUUGUCAUGCCGUCAAAACCCUUUCUCUUGAGACCAUGGAAGAUCUGGAAAAGUUCGUCACCUCCCUUCAGCCGGUCGAUCAAACCUAUAUUGCCGGCUACAAAGCUCACGCACUGUGUCAACGGUUCUAUGAAGCUGGAAAAUCCUACAUUGAGACGCAGCUGCAGCGGAAGAGGGAAGCAAGCAUGGCGGACACGUGUCAGGAUCUUGGUGCGAGCAUUUUCACCGAUAUUAUACCUGAGUUCUUGCAUGCCCCUGAUGGUACCAAUUACGUUCCGAGUAAUUAUGGGCUAAAUAUCCCAGGAAGACAACAGAUACAAUUUAGGCAAGACCUCAUGGCAGAAGAAGAUGCUUGGUUUUUCGGAGAUCCAACCAUUUUGGGACUUGCUGAUGAUAUUUACUACAAUCUCGAUAACAGGACCUCACAUCUUGGAAGUAAGGACGAGGGAGCGCACGAGCGUCAACGAAGAAAUCAUCUCCAAGAAAGUGGCUCAUCGCCCUCAUCAUGCAGCAUCAUGCAAGAUGCGACAAUCGAUGAUGGCUCAGUGCAUUACGAGUUCGGUGGCCCCUGGGGUACGGGCGCAAUGAUAGUAGGCUUCCCACUGCUCAUGUACUACAUGUGGAUUGGUGCGACAUUUUAUGGCGGCUCCUUUCCACUUCCCUCAGCAGGGCAGUCCCUGACCGAAUUUAUUAUCUCCCUCAUUCAACUGGUCUGUAAAGAAGCAUUCCCGUCACUAUACGCUUGUAAGAUAUAUUGGACGUUCAUCAUCUUUCAAGCUGUGUGCUACGUAGUUCUUCCUGGAGUUUGGAGCUAUGGAAAGCCGCUACAUCAUCUUGGUGGCAAGAAGUUAAGAUACUAUUGCAGCGGUCUGUGGUCCCUCUGGGUAUCCAUCAUCGUCACAGGGGCGCUGCAUUACAGUGGUAUUUUCAAGCUCUACGAGCUCUUGGAUGAGUUUGGGCCGCUGAUGUCCGUUGCAAUUAUCUCCGGUAUCGAAAUCGCGACUUGGGCGUAUUUCUCUGCGAUUUUGCGAGGAGUUCAGCAUAGAAUGAGCGGCAAUCUUAUCUACGAUUUCUUCAUGGGUGCAGAACUCAACCCGCGCAUCGGAAUUUUGGAUCUCAAGAUGUUCUUUAUGAUACGACUGCCGUGGAAUAUCCUGCUUGCACUUACUUGUGCCACAGCCGCCAGGCAAUAUGAGCUGUAUGGUUAUGUUAGCGCGGAGGUGUGGUUCCUGAUAAUGGCACAUUUUUUGUAUACCAAUGCGUGCGCAAAGGGAGAGGAGUGCACAACGACAACAUGGGAUAUAUACUACGAGAAAUGGGGCUUUAUGCUAAUCUUCUGGAACAUCGCAGGGGUGCCCCUCAGUUAUUGCCAUGCUAUUCUAUACUGUGCCAACCAUCUUUCCACACUGACUGAAUGGGCUUAUCCGUCUCUCCGGACGCCCUCACUUGUCCUUCUCUUCAUAUCAUACCUCUUUGCCUACUGGGUCUGGGACACGAUUGGCAGCCAGAAGAACAACUUCCGCGCCCAAGAGCACGGCACCUUUACAGGCCGUAAUGCAUUCCCGCAGCUGCCCUGGCGCACAAUCGACAACCCGAAAGUGAUCAAGACGGCAACGGGUGAUAGUAUCCUUAUUGAUGGUUGGUAUCGAUAUGGUCGCAAAAUCCACUACACUUGCGAUAUUUACUUUGCGAUUGCAUGGGCGCUGGUGGCCGGCUUCGAGAGUCCUUUUCCCUGGUUCUAUCCAGUGUUCUUUACCUGUAUGAUUCUUCAUCGUGCUCAUAGGGAUAUCCAACGUUGUAGGGCAAAGUAUGGACGUAGUUGGGAGGAAUAUGAGAAGGCAGUCCCUUAUAUUUUUAUUCCGUACAUCUUUUGA
Molecule: messenger RNA, 3588 nt
Organism: Botrytis deweyae
Lineage: Eukaryota; Fungi; Ascomycota; Leotiomycetes; Helotiales; Sclerotiniaceae
Exons: 11
Coding region: 1-3588 (1195 amino acids)
Biological process (GO): regulation of DNA-templated transcription; ergosterol biosynthetic process; DNA-templated transcription
Cellular component (GO): endoplasmic reticulum membrane
Molecular function (GO): DNA binding; DNA-binding transcription factor activity, RNA polymerase II-specific; Delta24(24-1) sterol reductase activity
Source: RefSeq, a predicted model, not a curated record